Messenger RNA from Racocetra persica, 508 nucleotides. The record is from the annotation of a GenBank genome assembly. Lineage: Eukaryota; Fungi; Glomeromycota; Glomeromycetes; Diversisporales; Gigasporaceae.
UUUAUGCAAUGGAAGUUUCACUACAUAUGAUACAGACCUUAUCAGUUUUAAAGUUACCGUGCUUCAAACUUUAGAUAGUGGAUAUGCGAUUGUGUACACCAAUAGGUCAUUUACGAGUUCAAGAUUAUAUGCUAUAAAAUUGAAAAAUUAUAAAAUAAAAGCUACAACUUCUCAAAUUCCGUUUAAUAUAACUACUCUAUUCUCAACCACAUUAGCUCAACCUACUACUAACGCAAUGCACGGAUGUCAUUUGAAAAUGCAUUUACUCUCCAAUGGAUCUGUGUUUGCAGCAGAUGAAGUAGUAUUCCAUGAAAAUUCAGCAAAUAUUAGAACAUCGCCUCUUGGAGGAUACGCGUUAAUAUUGCAGCAACAGUCCGGAUCUAUUAUAAAUUUCAACAUCAAUCUUUACAAUGAAAGCAGUCAAUUAUUUGAUUAUAAAUUUCCACUGAAUCAUACUAUCUUAAAUUCACUUGGUGCACUAGAUAUAUUGCAAAAUAAUACGAUGCUG